Cuscuta epithymum is the source of this 1017-nucleotide messenger RNA. The record is from the annotation of a GenBank genome assembly. NCBI's taxonomy places the organism in Eukaryota, Viridiplantae, Streptophyta, Magnoliopsida, Solanales, Convolvulaceae.
CGCGUACUACGCCAGUUUGGGUUGCAGCAGGUUACUCCCGGACCUUGUGAUACAUCUGUGGAUUUGCACAAGAUUGAUAGACGGGGGAAGCACACUGAAGAUUGGGGGAUGCGCCAUAUUCAGUAUAUCACUAUGUGGGAUGAUAGAGCGGCGUAUAUAGUGGACGGGAUCCCAUCUUUAGUCCCCACAGCUUCUGUAGACUACAUGACAUGGUAUUACACCAUCACACGAGUGUUUAUCUCUCCCAGUUUUCGUUUACCCACUGAUCAUUACCAGCCUAGCUCAGUCGCUCUUCAUAUGACGACACGGGCUUUGCGUAGCAUCCAUGACAGAGCGACUGCUAUACUUGAUGAGGCGGUAGAUGUACAGGGAUACCAUGACGCUUGUUCAGGCAUUGUUUCACUGUGUGCUGAUGUAUUGGGUCGAGUCGAUUAUGGAUAUAUGGCCGCGUCUCAGCAUUCCACUGCAUCUACAUCCGCAGCAGGGUCUUCUCAGGCAGUCCGACGUGAUAGAGUUGUUCUUCAGCCUCGUAACCAGCGCAGACGUCCCCGAGCACAACUACAUGAGCUUCAUGAUGAUGAUGAUCACGUUGAGUUAUGAUAUUUGUAUUUCACUUAUUGUGUGAAAGUUGUAGUAUGCACUAGCAGAUCGAAUCAUUUUGGGAUACACCAGAUUUAUUAUAACUUUUAUGGAUCAUACUCAAUUUUGUGGUGUACUGAUUCCGUUUGUGAAAGUCUCAUAAUAUGAAGUUUCAUUCAUUCGUUUUGUGUUUUGGAUGUAUGUUGUAAUGUAGUUUCAUUGAUUCGUUUUGUGUUUCGGGUAUAUGUUUUCUUAGUAAAUCAUAUGUUUGGUUGUUUUUUUUUUUACUGGAAUGUACUUUGAGUCUCUGAUGAGCACAUAAUCUGGUUAUUAUAGGUUAUUACAGGUUUAGUUGUUUAAAUUGGUGGUUAUUAUAGGUUAUUACAGGUUUAGUUGUUUAAAUUGGUGCUGCAGCAGGUACGUUUAACAAGAGCCGCC